AUGACCAUUCUGGAUUUUUGUUCACAUCCACUGCGCAUCUACAACAACUUGAUGAACAUGUCUGUUCGUCCAUCGUGUCUGCUUCAAGGAUCAUUGAUGCCAUUUCUGUACCCUUUCUCAAAAGCCGAACUAUUCCAAGCAGCACGAUAUGCACAACGUUUCACCCGAGUUUCUCGUCUGGGAGUAACAUGUUUGCGACAGAACAGCACCCUAGUCACGCAAGACGACGGCGAUGUUGAUGCAGAGUAUGACCGCUUGAAUCCAACGCCGGAUGACUUUUCCGCCACUCCUUUUACCGAUCAUUGCACCAUUACAGUUGAAGCAGGAAGUGGAGGCAAUGGAUGUAUCUCGUUCUUGCGCGAGAAAUUCAUUGCAAAUGGACCUCCCAAUGGCGGCGACGGCGGCACCGGCGGUAACGUAUAUAUUCAGGCCGUGCGUGGAGAGACAUCGCUGCACAAGGUGGCUAGAAGACGUGAAGUGAAAGCGGGACGAGGCAGAAACGGGCAGGGCAGCAACAAGAAUGGGCAAAAAGGGACCGACGUGGUAAUAACCGUGCCAGUCGGGACGGUAGUAAGAGAGCUAGCAAGGCACGAUCCGGUGACGGUAGAGGAAGAAGAAUUUCUCGAAGAGGCGUUUGAAAGAAGGAGAAGAGAUAUGGAGGAAAAGUACGCAAGAAAGGACCGCGAAAAAAGAGCUGCCAGCGGAGAGAUUGUGGAAGACGAGGACGCGGAUGAUGCAUUUCAACUUAAACGCGAGAGGCGUACAGAUCCACUCGAAUUCCUUGGUCCCACGAGGAGGGACAAGUUCUUGAUGUAUCCUGGCGAAGACCCGUCGAGACUAUGGACUGCAGAGUUACCUCGCCUACCGGAGCCUCGCCGUUCGAAUCUUGCGAGAAUAGCCCCAGAAGCACCCAUCACACUUGAUCUUGAUAGUCAUAUGGAAACACCCGUGCUGAUCGCCCCAGGUGCGAUGGGUGGUUACGGCAAUCCAUAUUUUGUAACUAAAGAUCAGCCUUUGCCCAAGAUCGCCACAAAGGGGGAUGGCGGUGUUAAGAUAGUGCUCCACCUGGAACUCAAACUCCUCGCCGACGUAGGACUCGUUGGACUACCUAAUGCAGGCAAAAGCACACUGCUCCGCGCUGUAAGCAAUUCACGAGCUAGAGUUGGAAAUUGGGCCUUCACAACCUUGCGGCCCAACAUUGGUACCGUGGUGUUGGAUGAUUACAAAGGACGCUCGAAUCUUCAGCACUUGAGUAGGAAGAGCGGCAGGACGCGUUUUACCAUUGCAGAUAUACCCGGUGUGAUAGAGGACGCACAUAUGGACAAGGGUCUCGGCUUAAGCUUUUUGAGGCACAUUGAACGAGCCCGCGUGCUUGCAUUCGUCAUUGACCUAUCCGCAGGAGAUGCGGUGAAGGCGCUUCAAGCGCUUUGGACCGAAGUCGCUGAGUACGAGAAUCUUGGUUCGCAGAAGCACUUUGAUGACGAGGAAUCUCCGGUAACAGAUUGGCAACCCACGUCGCCUGUCUCACCAUUGAAUAUGGAUCUCUCAGAGGCAGAAGAUAUCAUUUUUCAAGCUGAGAAGAACCUUCCACCACUCACAUUGCCCCCCAUGUCAAGCAAACCAUGGUUCGUUGUCGGCACGAAGGCUGAUCUUCCCGAUACGCAAGACAACUUUCUCAGACUGCAGCGGUAUUUGCAUGCCGUUCAGUCCGGAAAGGUACAGCAUCCAAGUGGAAAGGACGAAGCUUGGAAACGCAAGUUGUACGCUCUGCCUAUCAGCGGUAUACGAGGCGAGGGGGUAAACAACAUCCCAGAGGUCGUCAUUGAAUUGCUAUUGCAUGACGGGUGAGACGGAGGCGUUCGAAUCCGAAGCAUGCUUCGGGUUGUUAAAUUUAUGUACACAUACACGUCCUAAAGAAAUACUCUGAAUCUUCUUUUA
This is a messenger RNA of Verruconis gallopava, 1938 nucleotides long. RefSeq names its product obg family GTPase CgtA. Gene Ontology annotation, molecular function: GTPase activity; GTP binding. Bases 1 to 1848 code for a protein of 615 amino acids. The record is from RefSeq and is a predicted model, not a curated record. Gene Ontology annotation, cellular component: mitochondrion. Lineage: Eukaryota; Fungi; Ascomycota; Dothideomycetes; Venturiales; Sympoventuriaceae. The transcript has a single exon.